ACCAUCUCAUCCAUCGCCAUUUGUCUGUUACCCUCACUGCCAUCAUGCUGGCCUCAGGGCUGCUUGUGGUAGCUUUGCUAGCCUGCCUGAGUGUAAUGGUUUUGAUGUCUGUCUGGCGACGGAGGAAGCUCUUGGGGAAGCUGCCUCCUGGACCCACUCCACUGCCCUUCAUUGGGAACUACCUGCAGCUGAACACGGAGCAGAUGUACAAUUCCCUCAUGAAGAUCAGCGAGCGCUAUGGCCCUGUGUUCACAAUUCACCUGGGGCCUCGCCGGAUCGUGGUGCUGUGUGGACAGGAUGCAGUAAAGGAGGCUCUGGUGGACCAGGCUGAGGAAUUCAGUGGGCGAGGCGAGCAGGCCACCUUCGACUGGCUCUUUAAAGGCUAUGGUGUUGCGUUCAGCAACGGAGAGCGCGCCAAACAACUCCGGCGCUUUUCCAUCACCACGCUGCGGGACUUUGGCGUGGGCAAGCGCGGCAUCGAGGAACGCAUCCAGGAGGAGGCGGGCUUCCUCAUCCAGGCUUUCCGGGACACGCGUGGCGCGUUCAUUGAUCCCACCUUCUACCUGAGCCGUACAGUCUCCAAUGUCAUCAGCUCCAUUGUCUUCGGGGACCGCUUUGAGUACGAGGACAAAGAGUUCCUGUCGCUGUUGCGCAUGAUGCUGGGGAGCUUCCAGUUCACGGCUACCUCCACCGGGCAGCUCUAUGAGAUGUUCUCUUCAGUAAUGAAGCACCUGCCAGGACCGCAGCAACAAGCCUUUAAAGAGCUUCAGGGGCUUGAGGACUUCAUAACCAAGAAGGUGGAGCAGAACCAGCGCACACUGGACCCCAAUUCCCCAAGGGACUUCAUUGACUCCUUUCUUAUCCGCAUGCUGGAGGAGAAGCAGAACCCCAACACAGAGUUCUACAUGAAGAACUUGGUACUGACUACACUAAACCUCUUCUUUGCGGGCACAGAGACUGUCAGCACGACCCUGCGCUAUGGUUUCCUUCUGCUCAUGAAGCACCCAGAGGUGGAGGCCAAGAUCCAUGAGGAGAUUGACCGAGUGAUUGGCAAGAACCGUCAGCCUAAGUUUGAAGACAGGGCCAAGAUGCCCUACACAGAGGCAGUGAUCCAUGAGAUCCAAAGAUUUGGAGACAUGAUUCCCAUGGGCCUGGCUCGCAGGGUCACCAAGGACACCAAGUUUCGAGACUUCCUCAUUCCCAAGGGCACUGAAGUGUUCCCUAUGCUGGGCUCUGUGCUGAGAGACCCCAAGUUCUUCUCCAACCCCCGAGAUUUCUACCCUCAGCACUUCCUGGAUGAGAACGGACAGUUUAAGAAGAGCGAUGCUUUUGUGCCCUUUUCCAUUGGAAAGCGAUACUGUUUUGGAGAAGGCCUGGCUAGAAUGGAGCUCUUCCUUUUCCUCACCACCAUCAUGCAGAACUUCCGUUUCAAGUCCCCACAGGUGCCCAAGGAAAUUGAUGUGUCCCCAAAACAUGUGGGCUUUGCCACCAUCCCACCCAACUACACCAUGAGUUUCCUGCUUCGCUAAGUCGGCUGUGCCAAGGCAGAGACGGGAAGGAAGGGGGGUGGGACAGGGCUAUGAGAGUGGCUAGUGGGUAGAAUAUGGCUGAGAGAAAUGUUGGGGCCUGGGAUCUCUAUGUUUCCACAAACAAGCGCUACACAAAAAGCUUUCCCAUGCAGACACUCAGAGAAUUCAUCCUAUUAUAAGGACUAUAAUAGAGAUCAAAAAAUGGGAAGGGGUCUCCUGUUCUCUGAACCCUACAGGAUUCAUAAUUAGCUAUCAUUAUCAUGUUUCUCAAUUUAUUUUAUCUAUGUCUUACAACAUAGAAUCUAUGAAUGGGCUUACUUGUGCUUUCUAAAAUAAGGAUAAGGAUAAACCUAUAGAAAAAUAUCAUUACCGAUGUGUUGGUUCCCAACCCAUCAGAAUCAAACUGCACUCAUCCAUGUGCAUGUCUCCUUAAGAGGCUUCAGCAAACUCUGUUCAAGAAAUCUUAAGAACUGUGGAGUAACCAAACUAUCACCACAACUACCGAAGCUAAAAUUAAAAAUCUUGGAAUCUCAGAUAUCUAAGAUUCAGAUAUCUUAGACUCAAAACCUUUGGGUCAUUCAUGCCUGGAAUUCUUGGCACUCAGAAUUUUUAUCAGAGGUUUCCCUGCACAUAUCUUUGGGAAUCAAAUUCCAAGCCUUUUGGCAGUGGGGAACUUACAUCCUUCAAACCCAAUGUUCCUUCUCAGAAAGAGUCAUGAAUAGAACGAGGGAUUGGAGCAAGUGAAUGUUACCAGUGAGACGUGCCUCUUGGGUAAGGCACAGUAGCUAGUAGGCCUCAUAAAUUCACAUAAUCCUCAAACCUAAAUGUGGGGGAAAGCAGUGUAUCAUGAAGGUGUUCUGGGGUGCUGACAGAAGCCACAGUCUAGUCACCCACACCUAGUUCACGCUUCUCCAGACACUCUCAGCUCUGAAACUCUUUCAGGGCUAACACCAACUGUUCUGUGGGAGUGAGAUGACAAGAGGAGCCUUGUUGUUAUUCUUUUCAGUUCAUGGUUGUGACAUGUAACAUUUACAGUCAAUGUGGUUAUUUGGUUCCUGUACAUGGCAUAUCUUAAUUUUUCUUACUUCUUCUUGUCUUCCCAUUUUCCUCUUGCCUGUAGUUUCCUGACCUCUUUCCAUUUGCAAGCAAACUAUCUGCUUGCUUCCUUCUAUUUCUCUCUCAUUUUGCUCUUUGUAUUUUGCCUUACUCAAAUGAAAACUAUCAUAUGGUAUUUGUUAUGGUUUGUGUCUGGAUGUCCUCCCUAGAGUCUCAUGCAGUCAUGGUAGAUGGACUGUUUAGAGGUGGCUGAAUCUAGAGUUUGUGACUGAUUUAUGAUCUUAUACUGGGAUUAAGAGUGUGAGUGCUACACCUACCUUAGGGUGUGUAGUUUAUAUACAAUAUAAGGAACAGAAAGAGGCUUGCUGUUUCCUCUUCUCUUGCUGGUUUUGGUGUCUUCUGCUGCCAGGCUACUCUGCUUAGAGCCAGCCCAUUAUGGAUUGAAACCUCUAAAACCUGUGAGUUAAAUAAACCUCUCCUCCUUCAA
Molecule: messenger RNA, 3072 nt
Organism: Cavia porcellus (domestic guinea pig)
Lineage: Eukaryota; Metazoa; Chordata; Mammalia; Rodentia; Caviidae
Product: cytochrome P450 2A13
Exons: 9
Coding region: 45-1529 (494 amino acids)
Biological process (GO): xenobiotic metabolic process; coumarin metabolic process; epoxygenase P450 pathway
Cellular component (GO): cytoplasm; intracellular membrane-bounded organelle
Molecular function (GO): iron ion binding; arachidonate epoxygenase activity; heme binding
Source: RefSeq, a predicted model, not a curated record